Molecule: messenger RNA, 1478 nt
Organism: Phyllotreta striolata
Lineage: Eukaryota; Metazoa; Arthropoda; Insecta; Coleoptera; Chrysomelidae
Source: the annotation of a GenBank genome assembly
ACAAAAUACCACGCGAUGAUGACUUCCCAAGUGCUAGUGACUCUGUUACUGGCGCUACUUUCCCACGGGACUCGAGCUGGGUUCCUAGAUCUGCCCAGCGAUCCUCUCGAAACGAUAAAAAGUACAAUCGACAGCGCUAAAACCGGAGCCGAAGGCAUCAUCGGAACCGUCCCGGAACUCAUCACCGACUCCUUAGGGAACGUGCUCGAUAUCAACAACGUACCCGUCGUCGCCAGGGUACCCACCCCCGAUCUGAUAGCGCAGAAUGGCUACCCCGUAGAGAGCCACUAUGUUACCACCGACGACGGGUACAUCCUCAACAUACACAGAAUCCCCAAGAGCAAAAACGGCGUUUCCAACGGGAAAGUCGUCUACAUCCAGCACGGCUUGAUGUGCUCGUCUGUGGAUUUCGUUCUAUUCGGACCUAAACAUGGACUGGCGUACUUGCUAUCAGACGCUGGUUACGACGUGUGGUUGGGCAACGUCAGAGGUAACACCUACUCGAGGAACCACACUAGAUUCUCCGCGGACGACGAGGAAUUUUGGCAGUUCAGUUGGCACGAAAUCGGCAAAUACGACAUACCAGCCAUCAUUGACUACGUUCUCCUUAAAACCCAGAAGGAGCAGCUCUUCCACAUCGGGCACUCUCAAGGAACAACAACAUUCUACGUGAUGCUGUCCGAGAAGCCUAAAUACAACGAUAAAGUCGAAGCGCACAUCAGCUUGGCUCCGAUUGCCUUCAUGGGCCACUUGUUCAGUCCUUUGAUCAGGUUCGUGGCUUUGGGAACGGAGCCAUUGAGCCAGCUGCUCAAUAUGAUGGGUGAAUACGAGUUCUUGCCCAACUCAAGUUUUUUCACCUUCCUAAAGGAGGCUACCUGCUUUCGGGGAAUUGGGAAGGUCCUCUGCAAAAACGCCUUGUUCGCCAUAGCCGGCUUCAGUCCUAAUCAGUUGAACGUUUCCAACGUGCCUGUAGUGGUGGCUAAUUAUCCAGCUGGUGCAUCAACUAGGCAAAUCGUGCACUACGGACAAGAGGUGAAGAGCAAAAAAUUCCGGAUGUUCGACUACGGAAUCUACAAUGUGGACCAUUACACCAACGGCCCUCCGGACUACGAUUUGACCAGGAUCGAGACCGACAUGUACCUGCUCUACAGCUCCAACGACUGGCUGGCUGCGAAAGUCGACGUGGAGCAUUUCUACGACCAGCUGCUCCAUUCCAAGGUGAAAUACAACAUCCCCAUUGACACCUGGAACCACUUGGACUAUCUUUUCGGGAACGACGCUCCCAAGGUUGUUUACAAGAAGGUCCUCGAAAUUCUUUCCAAGUACAAUUAAAAUUUGUUGUUUGUGGUGUUUAGUAAGUGUGAAUGUGUGACUUUGUUUUUUUAUUAUUUUGACGAAAAUACUCUGUAUUUGACGAUUAAGCAUAAAAAAAAAAUUAUGUACCCAAAAAUUAUUUCUUGAUAAUUAUUAUAUUUUAA